This is a messenger RNA of Drosophila albomicans, 2525 nucleotides long. RefSeq lists its product as uncharacterized. The transcript has 7 exons. Gene Ontology annotation, molecular function: lipase activity. Lineage: Eukaryota; Metazoa; Arthropoda; Insecta; Diptera; Drosophilidae. Bases 1 to 2244 code for a protein of 747 amino acids. Gene Ontology annotation, biological process: lipid metabolic process. The record is from RefSeq and is a predicted model, not a curated record.
AUGUGCGAAUAUUGGAUGCUUCUUCCGCUACUCCUGCUGCUGUUGCUUGCAAGGAAUGGCGACUCUCAGUUGAUACCCAGCGAGUUAUGCGUGGCAGCCCAGCAGCAAUGUCCCAAUUCUCGCAUCAAUUUCUGGCUUUACACCAACUCCACUCGAGACUCGCCCACUUUGCUCAACCCACUCAAUCCGCUUGAGCAACUCUUUGAGCCACGUUUGCCACUUAAAAUACUCAUUCAUGGCUUCGUUGGCAAUCGCAGUCUGACGCCCAAUCUCGAAGUGCGCGAUGUGCUGCUGCAGACGCAAGCGGUGCAUGUGAUCUCCGUGGACUAUGGCAGCCUUGUGAAAUGGCCUUGUUACUAUCCUUGGGCUGUGCAGAAUGCACGUGUGGUGUCCAAGUGCCUGGCUCAGUUCAUCGACAGUCUGCUUGAGGCAGGCAUCUAUAGGCGCGAAGAUAUUCACUUGAUUGGCUUCAGUUUGGGCGCUCAGAUCGCUGGCAUGUCGGCGAAUUAUGUGCAACAGCCGCUGGCGAGGAUUACGGGUCUGGAUCCAGCUGGUCCUGGUUUCAUGACCAAGUGGCGACACGAGAAACUCGAUGCCAGCGAUGCGGACUUUGUGGAUGUCAUACACACGGAUCCCUUUGUCUUCUCCAUGCUGCCGCCAAUGGGACAUGCGGAUUUCUAUCCCAAUCUCGAGCACUUGAAUCAACGUGGCUGUAGCUAUGUGAACCAAUGGCGUUUCUACAAUUGCAAUCACUAUCGCGCCGCUGUCUAUUACGGCGAGUCAAUUGUCAGCGAUCGUGGCUUUUGGGCGCAACAAUGCGGCGGCUGGCUGCAGUUUUUCACACAACGUUGCGGACUUUAUUCCCACAUGCCGAACACUCAAAUGGGUUACUUUGUAUCCGAGAAUGCUACUGGCUCCUAUUUUCUCAGCACGCACGAGAAGCAUCCUUUUGCCAAAGGACCUUUGGUGGAUGUAGUCAUCGAGGUAGCUGAUAGCAAUGAUUUAGCGCGUGAAAAGUGUGUGUGUGUUUGCUAUUGUUUGUUACACAACAAAAACAAACAACAACAACGAGUUAAUUACCUUACAAUUGACCCAUUUUGUCUUGAACUUUGUCGACUAAACAUGCCGUUGAACUGUUGCCGCAGUGGAAUUGAAUCAUCUUCAUCGUCAAGUUGGCGGCUUUUGCUGCUGCUCUUCACCUGCAUCGUUUUCAAUGCUGAUUUUGCCGCUGCACAAAAUCCGGCUGUUGUGGCCGCUGCUGUGGCCGCUGGCCAAAAUCAAUCGAACGUCUAUGUGACAGAAUCUUGCCUAGAGAAACCGUAUCGCUGUCCGCAUCCCAAGAUACAGUUCUAUCUCUACACACGACGCACCCAGGAGCAGCCCGAGUUCAUCGACGUGCUCGAUGCGAAUGCCUUGUACUACACACACUUUAAUCCUCGUCAUGCCACCAAGAUCAUCAUCCAUGGCUUUGGUGGCGGCCGUCUGCUGAGUCCCAGUCCGGAUCUGCGGGAAGCCUACUUCGCUGUGGGCGACUACAACAUCAUCAUUGUGGACUACAGCGAUGCAGUGAAGGAGCCGUGUCUCAGCCAAAUGGAAUGGGCACCUCGCUUUGGCAGUCUUUGCAUCUCGCAGCUGGUCAAGUAUCUCGCGCGGCAUCCACGCGGCGUUCAGCCCGAUGAUCUGCACUUCAUUGGCUACAGUGUGGGUGCGCACAUUGCCGGAUUGGUGGCCAACUAUCUGAAGCCCGAUGAGGGCAAGAUUGGUCGCAUCACAGCGCUGGAUCCCACCAUAUUCUUUUAUGCGGGUGCGAACAAUUCACGCGACUUGGACACCAGCGAUGCGCACUUUGUGGAUGUGAUGCACACAGGUGCCGGCAUUCUGGGUCAAUGGCACUCCAGUGGACACGCGGAUUUCUAUGUGAAUGGAGGCACCAGACAGCCAGCUUGUGUCGGAUCAGCCACCUUGUUUCAAACGCUGGCUUGCGAUCACACUAAGGUUACGCCAUACUUUAUUGAAUCCAUAACAUCAACACGCGGCUUCUAUGCUGGUCCCUGUCCCAAUCUAUUCACCUAUUUGAUAGGCUGGUGUGAGCCCAAGGACUCAGAGUAUGUGCUGAUGGGGGAACACUGUUCUCACAAAGCACGCGGCAACUAUUAUGUAACGACUAAUGCGAAGGCGCCCUUUGCUCGAGGAUUUCCAGGCAAGGGGCGAGCGAAUGGCGAGUAUCAAGGAGUACGACGUUAAUCGAGCGAGGAGGGAAUAUACCAUAUUUCAUAUUGUAGCACUCUUGUGAUUUUAGUAGUUUGUUUCCUAAUUAUGAUCCUGUAUUUAUUUGAAUUGUUUCUGUUAGUUUUAUUGCCGCCAUCGUCGCUGGGAGACGCUGAGAAUCAAAAUCAUUUCUCCAUGUCUCCCAGUUCCAAUUGUCCGCGCCUUGUACAAAUCUAUAUCUAAUCAUUAAGUUGUAAGCUGAAGUUUUGCUGGAUAAUAAAAGGUAGAACAAAAUAGAGAAAAACGCUUCAAUGUGU